Molecule: messenger RNA, 472 nt
Organism: Heterobasidion irregulare TC 32-1
Lineage: Eukaryota; Fungi; Basidiomycota; Agaricomycetes; Russulales; Bondarzewiaceae
Exons: 4
Coding region: 198-392 (64 amino acids)
Source: RefSeq, a predicted model, not a curated record
GGUGAGUCGAUCGCACGGCGCUGGACGAUCGCACAUCUGCAGAGCAUCGUCUGACUUGCGGGCAGUGUAUUUGCCAUAAUUGUACACAACGACCUUGCUGUCGUGGCUCUGGUCGCUGUCUCGUGGGCGAUUGACUCCCUACAUUCACUUGGUACCGACCGUACGUGCGCACCCCACAGCACCACAGCGACUCGUCCAUGGCACCCCUUGGCCAUCCGCACGACGAUCUGGCCCCCUGGCCUUCCUCGCCCUCCGCCAAACCGCUGCCAGGCUUGGCUGCUAUGAUUGUAGGCAAAUCUGACGACCGCAAGGUCGAAGCAGAGGAAGGUGUCGAGGAGGGUGUUUAUGAGGGCGUAGAAGACGAUGCGGCCGUCGAACGUCGUCCCAUCUAGCCAGGCCUCGUGGUCCUUGGCGGCCGUCUCCUCGCAUGUCCCCAAUGCCGCGUCCGUCCCUCGCCCGCUCUGUGCUUAUU